AUGGGAGAUUCAGGUAGAUACACAGACUACAUUAUCAGCACCUAUCAAAGGUUUUCUGGUUUUCCUGUAGAGGUGGAUCUGCAGGGUAACGUCCUCACAACGCUGCCGGAGGCGGUCGGAAACAUGCAGCACUUGAUCAGCAUCGAUCUCUCCAGAAACAAGCUGAGGGUUUUCCCCGAGCGCCUGACGGAUGUGAGCAGCCUCAAGCACAUCAGCGUGGAGGGGAACCAGAUCACAGAGCUGCCGAUGGAGAAGCUGUCUCUGAUGCCUGCUCUGAAGAGUGUGGAUGUGCGGUGUAACCUGCUGACGCCGGAGGCCGCGUCUGUCCCGCAUCACUUCACGCUCCUGACAUAAACACAUGGUAAAGAACAUGAGCAGCGGUGCUUCCGUUUGAUUUCCAUGCACUGGACCGCAUGAUGUGCCUCAAUAAAAUGUUUAUUCAAU
This is a messenger RNA of Sinocyclocheilus rhinocerous, 444 nucleotides long. RefSeq names its product leucine-rich repeat-containing protein 20-like. Lineage: Eukaryota; Metazoa; Chordata; Actinopteri; Cypriniformes; Cyprinidae. Bases 1 to 354 code for a protein of 117 amino acids. Gene Ontology annotation, cellular component: cytoplasm. The transcript has 2 exons. The record is from RefSeq and is a predicted model, not a curated record. Gene Ontology annotation, molecular function: protein binding.